Messenger RNA from Nothoprocta perdicaria, 1482 nucleotides. RefSeq names its product delta 4-desaturase, sphingolipid 2 (gene DEGS2). Lineage: Eukaryota; Metazoa; Chordata; Aves; Tinamiformes; Tinamidae. The transcript is spliced from 3 exons. The record is from RefSeq and is a predicted model, not a curated record. Gene Ontology annotation, biological process: ceramide biosynthetic process; sphinganine metabolic process. Gene Ontology annotation, cellular component: membrane. Bases 46 to 909 code for a protein of 287 amino acids. Gene Ontology annotation, molecular function: sphingolipid delta-4 desaturase activity.
CAGCUCGGGCCUCCCGCAGCCAAGUAUCCAGAGAUCAAGGCUCUGAUGGGACCAGAUCCACACUUAAAGUGGAUUGUAUCUGGAAUGGUUUUUGUGCAGCUUCUAGCAUGCUACUUGGUGAAAGACUUAUCCUGGAAAUGGGUUUUCUUCUGGGCUUAUGCUUUUGGGGGAUGCAUCAACCACUCCAUGACCUUAGCCAUCCAUGAUAUUUCACACAACGUUGCCUUUGGGAACAAGCAGACCAAGUGGAACCGGUGGUUUGCAGUUUUUGCCAAUUUGCCUAUUGGAGUUCCUUACUCUGCCUCUUUCAAGAAAUACCACAUCGACCAUCACCGAUACCUUGGCGGGGACAGCCUGGAUGUCGACAUUCCCACGGACUUUGAAGGAUGGUUCUUCUGUACGCCGCUUCGGAAGCUGCUUUGGCUCUUCCUCCAGCCUCUGUUCUACAGUCUGAGACCACUGUAUGUGAACCCCAAAACCAUUACCCAGAUGGAAAUUUUUAAUGCUCUUGUGCAGUUUUCUGUAGACCUUGUAAUCUACUACUUUUGGGGGCUCAAACCUAUUAUUUACUUAAUAGCAGGUACAAUUCUUUGCAUGGGUUUACAUCCCAUUUCUGGGCACUUCAUAGCGGAACACUAUAUGUUCUUAAAAGGGUAUGAAACAUACUCUUAUUAUGGACCUCUGAACUGGCUCACCUUUAAUGUAGGCUACCACAUGGAGCACCACGACUUCCCCAGCAUUCCUGGGUGCAAGCUGCCAAUGGUGAAGAAAAUCGCAGCAGAAUAUUACGACAACCUCCCAUAUCACCAGUCCUGGAUUCGAGUUCUUUGGGCAUUUGUUUUUGAUGACACCAUAGGUCCUUAUUCGAGGGUUAAAAGACUCUGCAAACUGGCGAAAGCGCACGAGUAGGGCAGCUCCAGCUGCUGCCCUCCUGUUUUGUUUGUUUGUUUGCAUGAGCUGAGCUGUCAGCAGUGGUAUAGAAGGCUGGGUCUGUGUGUGUGUUCGUGUGCAUGUGCUGAAAUAGCACCCGCCUACGUCUCCUGUCUCCCUGGAAGAAUGAUGCAAUUGCAGGCACUAUUUUAGUAUAUUGAUACUUUUAAAUAAAGGAUGUAUGUUUAUGUAACACUGAUAAACUAGAUUAGAGAAAGCUAUGCUUGUGUGGACCUCUGGUCUAGACUUAAAAUUGACUUCCUCAUCCAGGAUUAAGUCUGUUUAAGUGUGUUUGCAGGCCUGGCUUGCAAAGGAGAGUGCUGUGUGUGUGGGUAUGUGUGUUUUGGGGCUGGUUUCUCUUCAGGCCAGCUUAGAUGGACCUAUUUUGCAUGCUAGGGCCCAUGCAAGCAGCGGGGCCUGAUGUGCACUAAUAAGUUAUGCCUUCUGUAAGAACCCAAGGGUACUUUUAGCUUGAAGUCUUUGCUAAACCAGUACCUUGCUUCUGACCACAGCUGAUAGCUCAGAUUUAGAAUAAAGAAGAGAAUAUGUAGA